UCUGUGUUCCAGGUGCUGGACUCGCAGUAUGGCAUGUACGUGUGGCCCUGCGCCGUGGUGCUGGCCCAGUACCUCUGGGCACACAGGAGGAGCCUGCCUGGCAGGCGCGUGCUGGAGAUCGGUGCUGGUGUGAGUCUCCCUGGCGUGGUGGCUGCCAAGUGUGGUGCUGAGGUGAUCCUGUCUGACUGUGAGGAGCUGCCCCAGUGCCUGCAGAACUGCCAGAGGAGCUGCCUGAUGAACAACCUGCCCCACAUACCUGUUAUGGGGCUCACCUGGGGGCAGGUGUCUCCACAGCUGCUCUCUCUUGCUCCUGUAGACAUUAUUUUAGGAUCAGAUGUCUUCUUUGACCCGAAAGACUUUGAAGAUAUUUUAACUACAAUUUACUUCUUGCUGGAAAAGAAUCCACAUGCUCAAUUCUGGACUACUUACCAAGUGCGAAGUGCUGACUGGUCUAUUGAAGCUUUGCUCUGCAAAUGGAAACUGAAGAACACCCGCGUUCCCUUACAUUCCUUCGGUGCAGACAAAGAGCACUUGGCCAGCUCUGCUCUACCAGGAAGACAUACAAUUGAAAUGAUGAUCAUCUCACUAGCACAAUCAGAUGGUACUUAAGUUUAUUCCACUUGUUGGUUCCAAUACAAGAUGAUAUUUAACUGUUCACUGUAACAUGGAUCUGCAGGAAACAGUCCUGUUUACAGCCAACUUCAGGCAUAUUUUUGGAAAGCAGAUCCCCUUUUAGCAGUAUUUUUUUUUUUAAACAUGCAUUGUUAAAAAUAAAGCUGUUCAAUUGU
Messenger RNA from Antrostomus carolinensis (chuck-will's-widow), 788 nucleotides. It is a transcript of the gene METTL23, whose product is annotated as methyltransferase 23, arginine. The record is from RefSeq and is a predicted model, not a curated record. Lineage: Eukaryota; Metazoa; Chordata; Aves; Caprimulgiformes; Caprimulgidae. Gene Ontology annotation, cellular component: cytoplasm; nucleus. The coding region runs from base 34 to 609 and encodes 191 amino acids. The transcript has 4 exons.